AUGUGGAAGUUUCUGCUCCUCAGUCUGGUUGUAACAGUCAAACCAGUUUCAUCACGUGAGUCAAAUAUCAACGAGUGUGAUUCCGGACCUUGUACCCGCGGUAGCUGUUUUGAUGGUGUAGACAGCUACGUUUGCGUGUGCACGGGAGGGUGGACUGGGACAAACUGCAACAUUCAAAUCAACGAAUGCGACAGCUCACCGUGCCUGAAUGCAGUCCGAUGCAAUGACCAUAUCAACAGCUUCUCUUGCGACUGUCGUCUUGGGUUUACCGGAACAAGAUGUGAAAUAGACAUUGACGAGUGCGCCUCCAGUCCCUGCCAACACGGCCAGUGUGUUGAUGGCAUCAACGGUUACAACUGUCACUGCGAGGCUGGGUGGACAGGGACCAACUGUGUUCAAGAUAUCAACGAGUGUGCUACCGAACCUUGUGCCCACGGUACCUGUACGAAUACUGCAGGAAGCUACACUUGCACAUGUACAGGAGGUUGGACCGGGACAGUCUGCGACAUUGACAUUGACGAGUGCGCCUCCAGUCCGUGUCAACAUGGUCAGUGUGUUGAUGGCAUCAACGGUUACAGCUGUCACUGUGACGCUGGGUGGACGGGGACCAACUGUGAUCAAGAAAUUGACGAAUGCGACAGCUCACCGUGCCUGAAUGCAGUCCGAUGCAAUGACCAUAUCAACAGCUUCUCUUGCGACUGUCGUUUUGGGUAUACCGGAGCCAGAUGUGAAAUAGACAUUGACGAGUGCGCCUCUAGUCCCUGCCAACACGGCCAGUGCGUUGAUACCAUCAACGGUUACAGCUGUCUCUGCGAAGCUGGGUGGACAGGGACCAUCUGUGAUCAAGAUAUCAACGAGUGUGCUUCCGGACCCUGUGCCCACGGUGCCUGUGUAAACACUGCAGGCAGCUACGUUUGCGUGUGCACGGGAGGGUGGACUGGAACAAACUGUGACAUUGAUAUCGACGAGUGCGCGAGCAACCCUUGUUGGAUGGGAGGGACCUGCCUGGAUCAAGUGGACGGUUACAGCUGUGUCUGUCCUAAGGGCACCACGGGGAAACAUUGUGAAACCGCUUCCUUUGCCGGAGAAUGUUACGAGUUCUCCCACAAUCCCGCUACCCACUCCGACGCGACACAGGCCUGCCAGGAUAAGCACGGCCACAUGGUGGAUGUGACACACGACAGUCAGCAGCUGUUCCUCGCUGACACGAUCGCAUCCAGCAGCGGCGUUUCCAACUGGCUGGCAAUGAAAGCUACACCAGUAACAAUUCUUUACAGCAACGGAUCUCCAUUUUCAGCGGGCGCGUUCCAAUGGUCUCCAAGUGAGCCAGCCGCGCCCUGUGACCUAUGUGUUCUCCUGGACAGCAACGACAACUUCCUCGGGAAGACAGCACCGUGCACGGAACAGCACAACUACGUCUGCCAGUCUGCUCUGAAACCAUGUGAACCAAACGUCUGCCAGAACGGCGGUAUCUGCACCUCCUGCUUCGGCGAGACCACCACGUUCUGCGAGUGCGUCGAUGGCUUCGAGGGAAAAUUCUGUGAAAUCAAUACUGACGAGUGUGCCUCCAAUCCGUGCCAAAAUGGUGGACGUUGCCAGGACGGAAUCAACUCCUACAGCUGCAACUGUCUUCCUGGAUUCCUGGGUGACCACUGUGAAACAGCCCCGGGGUGGUGUUCGCAGUUCCAAUGUCCCGACGGCUUGAUCUGCGAGGACCUUGUCUUUUACUUCCUCUGCACUGAUCCGGCAUCCUCCAACCGGGUGGCUCCCUACCAGUGCAGCAGCGCCUCCUGUCCGGAUGGCAUGUACUGCACCAAGGAGAGUGUGGCCUCUUUCUCCUGCAAGCCUGAGUGACGUCACAGUUGAAGCCUCCGUGAAUGUCUGCCUACCAUUGGCAACAGUUAGAGAUCAUCUUCGAUGCUGAUUUUGAUUAAAGAUAGCGUAUGCAGCAAA
Branchiostoma floridae (Florida lancelet) is the source of this 1953-nucleotide messenger RNA. RefSeq names its product fibropellin-1-like. Lineage: Eukaryota; Metazoa; Chordata; Leptocardii; Amphioxiformes; Branchiostomatidae. The transcript is spliced from 16 exons. The coding region runs from base 1 to 1854 and encodes 617 amino acids. The record is from RefSeq and is a predicted model, not a curated record. Gene Ontology annotation, biological process: Notch signaling pathway. Gene Ontology annotation, molecular function: calcium ion binding; Notch binding.